AUGGAGAAGGAUCCGUGGAUUGGUGUCCUCUGCGCGUUGAUCUCAAUGAUCACGUUUGGAUCGACCUAUGUGCCUUUGAAGUGGUUCGACAAAGGCGACGGUAUCUACUUCCAGCUGGUGCAAUCCAUUGGUCAGCUGAUGGUCGGUAUUGUCGUUUCAUUACUAACCGAGCCUUGUGCAAUUCAUCCGAUUGCAAUGCUUUCCGGAGUAUUUUUUUCAAUCGGAAAUUCACUCACAAUAUUCAUAAUGGAAGGAGUGGGAAUGUCGAUUGGAUACUUGCUUUGGAACACCAUGACUUGUGUUACCGGAUGGGCGGUCACCAGGUUUGGGCUUUUUAUGAACCCGAAACACGUUCCCGAAAUUGACUGGCUCAAUAUUCUUGGAGUUAUUACAGUAUGUGUCGGAGGUGCAAUUUAUGCUCCAAUUAGGCAUAUUCCACCAAAAGUGCGACCCGCGCCAUGGUCUAUCGAUGAAUGCUACAAGUCGAAUCUGUUCACCACUGAAAUCUCGACACCUCGUCGAAUUCUUUGCUUAUUUCUAACAAUUUUUGUCGGGUUUUUGUAUGGAAACUUUUUAACACCAAUGAUGUAUAUUAUCAACAAUGAGCCUGGCUCACGACAGGAUAUCGAAGCUUACAUUUUAUCAUAUUGUCUUGGAUCCUUUGCGACUUCAGUCAUUAUUUUCUUCUUCUACGCUGUUGCCAAGAAGAAUAUGCCAUUUGUGAAUCCAGAGAUCACAAUGCCUUCAAUUAUUUCUGGAAUAUUGUAUGGAACAGCAGUAACCACAUUUUUCAUAUCAAAUCAGCAUUUAGAUCCGGUGAUUGCCUAUCCAAUUCUUUCAAAAGCCCCUGGAAUUAUUGUCAGUCUAUGGGCCAUUUUCUUGUUCAAAGAAAUUCAAGGCAAAUUCAGAAUAAUUCAACUUUAUGUCGGUAUAGUCGUCACACUAAUUGGAAUCACAUUCAUUUCGCUAUCAAAAGUUCGAUUUUGA
This is a messenger RNA of Caenorhabditis bovis, 987 nucleotides long. The record is from the annotation of a GenBank genome assembly. Lineage: Eukaryota; Metazoa; Nematoda; Chromadorea; Rhabditida; Rhabditidae.